Messenger RNA from Hemibagrus wyckioides, 4046 nucleotides. It is a transcript of the gene ptgir, whose product is annotated as prostaglandin I2 receptor. Gene Ontology annotation, biological process: adenylate cyclase-activating G protein-coupled receptor signaling pathway; inflammatory response; negative regulation of smooth muscle cell proliferation. The transcript is spliced from 3 exons. Gene Ontology annotation, cellular component: plasma membrane. NCBI's taxonomy places the organism in Eukaryota, Metazoa, Chordata, Actinopteri, Siluriformes, Bagridae. The record is from RefSeq and is a predicted model, not a curated record. Gene Ontology annotation, molecular function: thromboxane receptor activity; prostacyclin receptor activity. The coding region runs from base 450 to 1565 and encodes 371 amino acids.
CUAUAACACACGACUCAGACAGACAAGUAGUCUUUAGAGCGAGACACAGGAAGCAACGCGAGGAGGCAUUACCCGUCGUUAAAACUUUAAUUUCGAUUUGACUACAGCGUGAUUAUCCUGCGUUAAAAUAAAUAAAUAAGAUCUAAGCUGUUCACGUUUGGUGAAAGUUAUGGAGCUGCUCUUACAGAUGUUGGAUAAAACUUAAAUGAAGAGGAAACCACUCUCAGUGCCGGGGAUUGCCAUCACCGCCUCGCUCCGUGUCUCGACGGCUUUAUUCAAAGGUUUUUUGUUUUACUGGAUUUUACUGGAAGAGAUUUGUUUAAGGACGAAUUUGAAGCAUCUUUAAUACAGAUAUAUAAUCGACUCGGUUGAUGGUCACAGUUUAUGUCAGAAAACUAGAAAUGGAAAUUCCUCUGACAGAUUUCUAGGCUCUGGGUAAGAGCAAGUCAAUGAUGAUCCCAAACUAUACAUGUGAAAAUGUCACAGACAUCGAAGUGCAAAAGAACCCUGGGAACCUGGUGGUCAGUGCCAUCAUGUUUCUUGCUGGUGUGGUGGGCAAUCUGCUAGCUCUGGCUAUUCUUGGGGUCCACCAAAAAGAACGACGAACCAAAUCCUCGGUCUUCUGCAUCUUAGUAACAGGACUUGCGGUAACGGAUCUGGCAGGGACGUGCUUGCUGAGUCCACCGGUUUUUGUGUGCUACGCUCAUGCUAUCUCCCUGGUGGGCUUAACUGGCAACAUGGUUCUCUGCAGCUCCUUUGCCUUUGCCAUGACCUUCUUUGGCCUGGCAUCUAUGCUGAUCCUGUGUGCCAUGGCAGUGGAGCGCUGCCUGGCCAUCAGCCACCCAUAUUUCUACUCCAAGCAUGUACGAAGGCACUUCGCUAAGGUUGCACUCUUCCUUAUCUACCUUUUCACAGGUGUCUUCUGCAUGCUGCCCAUCUGUGGUAUUGGCCGCUACAAACAGUACUGCCCUGGCACAUGGUGCUUUAUAAAAAUGGAGGCUGCUGGUGAAGGUGAAGAAGAAGAGAGACGCACGCUCGCCUUCUCACUCUCUUAUUCCCUGCUAAUGGCCUUGCUCAUUACUAUUGUGUUUGUGUGUAAUGGCUCAGUCAUCGUCAGUCUGUGCCGUAUGCACCGCAGUCAGAUCACACGCCGAGGAUCUGUGGUCUCAGCUGGACGCAAGAAAAGGCUUAGCACCUGGUUUGGCCAGGGUGAGGAGGAAAUGGACCACCUGGUGCUGCUGGCCUCUAUGACUAUCAUCUUCGUCAUUUGCUCCUUGCCUCUUACUAUCUUUGGCUUCGUCAAUGCCAUCAGCCCGGUAGGCAAUGACCAACAGAACCUUCUGGCUUUCCGUUUCUCUGCCCUCAACCCUGUGGUGGACCCCUGGGUCUUCAUCAUCUUCCGCAAAUCCAUCUUCCAGCAUGUACGUGCGCUCUUAUAUUGCCGCUUCAGCAAGGCAGCAGUGAAGAACACAGCCCCAGAUUGCUUCUCGCACCGCUUAGAGAGUAUGGUGCCUGCAGAGUCCACUGCUCUCCAAAGCAAAAGUUACUGUGGCAUGCCUCAGUGAGAGCCAGCAGCAACCACUUUAACUUGAUCAGGGUCAUUGUGGAUUCAGAACUUAUUUCAUAAACACUGGGCAUGAUGUAGGAAUACACACUGGAUUGGAUACAAGCCCAUCACAAAACAUCAUAUAUAUAUACAUAUAUAUAUAUAUAUAUAUAUAUACACACAUGUAUUCACACACACACCCAAUUUUGUCUCUAAUCCACCUACUGGCAUGUUUUUGGUAGGUGAGAGGCAACCAGAGCACCCAGUGGAAACCCCCUAUGGACUUGGGGGAGAACAUGCAAAACUAGAGCUCAAUAAUGGACCAGGAGACAUUGAUCUGGACACAGUGAGGUGCCAAUGUUCGCACUAUCCACCCUUUUUUGAACCAUUAGGAGACUUCAAAAAAAGGAAAACUUCGUUAAAUACGUAUUCAGAAACUACUAUACAGAAAAAGAAGAAGGAGUUCUGUAUAAAAUGGUGGAUUGUAUCUACAACAGGAAAGAUGUAGGAUUGGGCCUUCUUAAGGCCUGUGUGUGCACAAACCAUGAUUGAUCUAGAUAUGACUAGAUAUUCAGAACUAUUAUUGCCUACAAUAAUAUUCUGUUUAGAAAGCCAGUAGUGUAUCAUUAAUAAAGACGGAAGGUUUAUCAUGAUAAUUAAAUAUUUAUUAGCACUCACCUGUCAUUAUAUUAGGGACACCUGUACCCCUGCUUUUUCAUGCAAUUAUGCAUCCAGGCUGCACAAUAAAUAGUUAUACAUAUGAACCCGCCAUAGUCAGAGUCACUGAUAUUAUUUUCCCUCAUUCUUAGGUUUGAUGCGAAUAUUAUCUGAUGCUCUUGACCUGAAUGCUCCUUCCAUGUGAUUUUAUAAUUGCUUGAAUGUGUAGAUUUACAGGUUUUCUUAAUUAGAUUAAGAGAGUGCAUAUGUCACUCGAUCAGUGCAACAACAUUCCUUCAUCUUCAAGACAGUAAUUCUGUAGUCAUUUUUGAUGCCCUCAUUUCCAACAGAAUUUUAAGUACACCCUGCAUAAACUAUGGUAUGUUUGGAUAUUUGUGAAUAUUUCUCAGCUCGAUUUGUAAUCGUCUUAAUGUGCAUUUGUGUAUUUGCACUUCCCCGCCUUCACAGUGAAUGUAGGUGUUAUUUUUGCGUUGUCUCAUUUCAUUUCAAGGCAACCAUCACAUCUAUUAACCACCUGGACCAGGUAAUACAUCUCAUGGGAGUUUUACUAGGAUCGAAACUAGAUUCUGCAUUAAGCUAGAAACCAAGUGAAGUGUUGAAAAUAUUGCUUUUUUCUGUGUAAGCAAUGUUGAUUGGUUAUGCAUUGGUUGUGAAACAACAAAUUACACCGAAUCGUAACAUAAAAUCUUGCUAGAGUUAUGAGAUUUCUUAACCUUGAGGAAUUUCCUGUCAUUGUUUGUUUUGUUUUUUUUUUAAUACUGAGCUUCAAAGGCCUGUGUGUCUGCAGCUCAGCCACAUUACCUUCUCAUUUUAACCUUUAAACAGUAUUGUGUGAAACACAUCCAUGAAUAUUCAGUAUCUUCUUAAUUAUACGAAUUAAAUCUAACCAAUAGCUUAUAAUAUCAGUCACAAUCGCCCAUCUUCAUUUAUUGAAACCACAUGUUGAAAGUUUUUCCAGGGGUUGUUUUUAUUCGUCUUUCUCAGCACAGACAAAAAUUUGCACUUUCCGUUAGCUGGUCACUCGGUCUCUGUGGUUCGUUGUUUGUAAUGUGACAAAGAAAAGGUUUUUAAUGCAACAUGUGGUAUCAAUAAUUUAUGUUGUUUAAAUCGUUAAAAUCAUUUUUGUGGUGUUUGAACCGUCUCAGAUUUGCCUGAACUUCUCUUUUAACUUGUGGUACAUUUAUAAUUCAUAGUCAGUCUAAAUCAAAGUGCUGGACAGAUGCUUUCAGAAGCGUUCCGGGCCCAAUGCAAAUGCUUAAUGGGAAUUACAAAUACAUGGCAUGCUGUAAGCAGGAGAUACUUUUACCUUCCAUAUUUGGCUGUUGGAACAUUUUUGCUAUCACAAAUGUGUCCUGCUAUUUUUGUAUACACAGCGUUUGAGGAAAUGGUAGGCAUUAAUAUCUGCAUUUGAAAGCUUUUCUCCCAAACAUUCAAAACAGACACAUCGUACCCUGUAGAUACAGUCGAGGUUAUGUAGAUAACAAAUUUCCACUGUUUUAGUAAAAUAUAACAACCACUUGCUGUCACACGUCAGUGUAAACCUGGUUAUCUAUGAAAUAUUCUAGAGAUGUUCUUAUUUGUAACUUAUAAAUGCAUUUUUUGGUGUGUGUGUGUGUGUUUGUUAAGGAAAUCCUCAGUGGUGUAUAUAGCAGUGAAGUCUUUGUAUGUACAUUAAAUGCUCCAUCUGGUUUUUGUGAGUUUUGUGUGCGGUUCUCUUUUUGAUUUGCACUCAGCUCUUCUUUUUAUUUUUUUUUCUCAGUCAGUGUUGCAAAAGAGAGAUUUUACUUGUUCCAUCAUGGAGAGUUGUAAAAUUAAUAAACAC